GGUAAUAUCAUUAUACAUAAUGCUAAUUGGAACUUACAAUAUUGGCAAAUUUUAAUUUGGGCAUCAUAUUUAUGAAAUAAAACCAUGAAAAAAUUGUGUUACAGGAUCUUUAAGAAAGUAGCUUUGACACGUUACACAUUAACCGACUAUAUUAAAGAAACUUUGUCUUAAUUCUAAACAUUGACAAUGCAUAAUGUUUUAAUACCAUUUUACUACACUUUAAGUACUCUACAAAAACUAAUGAUCUUUAUAAAAAUAAAGGGAGAUCACACUGAAAACUGACAUAGGUAUCUGUGUAACCUUCAUCACAAUACUAACCAAUUCAAAGGAUAAGCUGAAAGGUCGUAUCCGACAUUGGUUAGUUUGAAGAAAUUAAAAAAUUUAUUCUUUCAGAUUUUACAUGCAAUAUGUAUGUCUCAACUGAUUUACGAUUCGUCAGGAGAGAUUGAUGAACAUUGUGAAGUAGAUUGUGCAUGCUGUAUAGAUAGAAAAUGUGGACAAGGAAGUCAUUAUCCUAACGAAUGUACUCUUGGUUGUAUUGAUGGUUAUACAGGUGCACGAUGUUAUGGAAAAUGUACAUACAACUGCACACGAUGCGAAUAUUAUGCUAAAGAUAUUUGCAUUGCAUGCUAUGACGGAUAUUACCCUGGACCUGCUCGGAACUGUACAUCAAAAUGUUUACCUGGAUGUAAAGCAUGCACGUCAGGAACCACGUGCACAUCAUGUAAGGAGGGAUAUUACAAUACCAGCAAUUUAUGUAAUAGUCUAUGUCCAAGUAACUGUAUCACGUGUUCGUCGAAUACCAGUUGUAUGUCGUGCAAGGAUGGUUAUUAUAACGGUAACCAGAAAGACAACAUUGACCUCCCUUUGUUGAACGACUGUACGUACAAAUGUCGAGAAAACUGUGUGGGAUGUUCGUCCUAUAACAGUUGCUUGGUUUGUAACACUGGUCUUUAUGGACCAAUCUGUGCGGGAAAUUGUUCAGUUGGUUGUAGCGCGGACACUUGCGAUAUACGAACCGGAAACUGUGCAUGCUUUCCUAAUUUUACUGGGGAAAGAUGUGAUAAAUGCAAAACCGGUAAGUACGGAAAAUAUUGCGAUCAACAAUGCCCCAGGACAUGUAAAAAUAACGUGUGUGAAAAAGAUUCCGGAGUUUGUACAGACGGUUGCAUUAUAGACACGAUCAUUGGUGACAAAUGUGAUGUUUGUUCAACAGGCUGGUAUGGGAAACACUGUAACCUAUCUUGUUCAGACGCCAAAUGUGUAACAGGUUGCGAAAUUAAAGAACAAGAUGACCACAUUUGUCGUUCCGUCUCAGAUCAGCAAAUUAAUAUGGUUGCUAUAGUGUUUGGAACUCUUUUUGCUGUGUCAUUUGUGGGUAACAUCAUAUUAGUGGCCUAUUUGAUUCUCCGAAAAUGUCAACAAAGGGUCAACGCCAAGACGGGAGAAGAAAUUUAUGAAAACGCUGGGGUCGAACUAGAAUGUGGAAAUAUAGCAAAUGUUGAGGGCAAUAGAACUGCACAAGGUAUAUUGUAUUUCUUUCCUAGUGUGUAAUUAACUAUUUUAGAUG
Molecule: messenger RNA, 1570 nt
Organism: Ruditapes philippinarum (Manila clam)
Lineage: Eukaryota; Metazoa; Mollusca; Bivalvia; Venerida; Veneridae
Product: multiple epidermal growth factor-like domains protein 11
Exons: 5
Coding region: 412-1554 (380 amino acids)
Source: RefSeq, a predicted model, not a curated record